CGCCCGCCCGCCCCCGUGGACUAGGCUUGGCGCCGUGUGCGCGCCGCCGCCGCUCACUUGGCUGGCUGGAGCGGAGGAGGAAGGAGCCGCGCGACAGCCCGUGGAGCGCACGCCUCAGCCACCUCCUGAAGGGCCUCGUUUGAUGCAAACGCUUGGUGCUUUGCCACCAUUUUGGAGCGACGUUGGCUGGAAUUAAAUGGAGCAACUUCACGUGGAGUGAGUGAGGAGGAGUUGCAUUUCGACAAAGCUAGUGAUUUGCAGCAACCGAGUGUGUAAGUGUGGCUAAUCGGUGCCACAAGAGAGCGGCAAAGCACUUCUUUUACGUGACAUGCGGCAGGGCUGCGGCCUGUAUCCAUCAAAGUCCUCCAAGACGGGCCUGUCUUACGGCCGGCGACCCGCGUCUGUCCUGGGUGGGAUGCUUCUGCUUCUGGCCAUCCUGCUGCCUCCGCUGUGCGCGUCCUCUGCCCGGCCCCAUGCAGCGGCGGACAAAACGGAGCACAGCUGGCACGUGGAGGCCUCGUUGGCGGGCACGGUCCUGCUCCCCUGCCAAUUGACCGCUCCGGCGCUCGCUGCCGAGAAGCCGAGGGUCAAAUGGACCCGCGUGGAGUCUGGCGCCGAAAAGGUGGUCGUGGUGGCCCGGGGCGGCGCCGUGAAGGUGGCCCAGGACUUUGCGGGCCGUGUGUCCUUGCCCGACGGCGAGGCCGCCCUGGCCAUUGUCGGGCUGCGGGCGAGCGACGCCGGCCGCUACCGAUGCGAGGUGGCCCGAGGGAUGGAGGAGCGGCGCGGCGGCGCCACCACCCUCAGCGUCAGGGGUGCGGUCUUCCACUACCGGGCCAGCACGGGCCGCUAUUCCCUGGACUUCCAGGCCGCGGCGGAGGCCUGUCGGUCGGCGGACGCCGCCAUCGCCACGCCGGAGCAACUGACGGCUGCCUUCCACGACGGGCUGGAGCGUUGCGACGCCGGCUGGCUCGCCGACCGCACCGUCAGAUAUCCCAUCAGGCAACCCCGACCGGGCUGCGAAGGCGACCUGAAGAGUCGGCCUGGCGUGCGCACGUACGGCGUCCGAAGAGCUAGCGAGAAAUACGACGUCUUUUGCUACGUUGACAAACUAGACGGGGAGGUCUUCUACCCGCUGGCCGGCGGCGGCGGCAAGCUGACCCUGCAGGAGGCGGCGGGCGAGUGCCGGAAGCACCAAGCGGCGUUAGCGUCGCCCGGGCAACUGUUGGCCGCCUGGGCGGCGGGCCUGAACCGAUGCGACUACGGCUGGCUGUCGGACGGCAGCGUCCGCUACCCCGUCACCGUUCCCCGCCCGCAGUGCGGCGGCGGCCAGCUGGGGGUCCACACGCUCUACAAGGGCCACGACCAGACGGGGUACCCGGACCCGCAGGACAGGCACGGAGCCUACUGCUUCAAAGCCAAGCUACCAGAAGCCACGUUAACAGCUCCACCGCAACCCGGCGGCACUUCGGACUUCUCUGAGCGUCAAACGAAUCCCGUCACUCUUCGUCCGGUGUCGCGCGAUGACGUCAUUACGGAGAACCGGCCGACGCAGGCGGAGCCGCCUUCUCCGGCGGCCACGACGCGGCCGCUCCGCUGGGCUGCCUCGGGCGGCACCGACCCGCAAGUGGAGGGCGUGACUCGAGCGCCGCUUUUCCCAGCCUCGGUCUUCAAAAAGGAAGCUCCGGCCCGAUCGGUAGCUCUACCCGGCGAGGGCCACCGGUCCACGCUGGAGCCACCGCUCCACGUCAUCGUGGUCAACGUGCAGGACAAAAAUCAAUCGGUCGACCGCAUCCUGCAGUUCCUCAACUCACCCGCGGGGAGCAGCGCUGUGGCUACCGACCGCUCGCUUUGGAUGGACGCGCCGGUCCUCGACCCCCAUGCCGCGGAAGCGCCGCUGCCGACCGUCGGCUUCGUCGAUGGCACCAAACGCAUCGUGAUGUUUGACGCGCGAGCGCCGGAGGAGGCGCGAGGGGAGAGCGCCGCCCCCGUUGGGGUGUCGGCGGAGGAGGCCGGCCCGACGCCGUCCGAGGAGCCCAGCGUGACGGACGCCUACCGUCUGGGCCAUCCGUCCGACUUCCCGGCCGCAGCGUCAGCGACGAGGCGGGCCAGUCCCUCCGCCUCAUCCUGGGACUCCAGCACGGAGGACGUGCAACUCGGGGGUCCCUCGUUGCUCUCAGAAACGGCGAGGCGGGACGCCGGGGUCCACGCCGAGGCUGCGCAGGCGUCCACCUCGGGCCCAGAUGCCGGCCAGACGCCGGGGGACGGGGAGGCUUCGGGGGAGCACGGAGCUCCUGUCGCGGGACACUUUUUACCAGGCGUCCCGGUUCAUCUGACGCCGGACUUUGGAGACGCUGCGACGGAAGGCCCCCCAGCUGCCAUCUGGCUUGACACGGACCCCGCUGAGCCCGCCGAUCAAAAGGAGGAGUCCACCUCGCCGUCGGCGGGCCUCCAACAGCUCCCCCCGGGGCCGUGCGGCCCCGGCUGGCACAAGUUCCAGUCUCACUGCUACAAACAUUUCCACCAGCGUCGCAGCUGGCACGCGGCCGAGCAAGAGUGCCGCGUCCACGCCGCUCACCUGGCCAGCAUCCUGUCGCUGCGAGAGCAACACUUUGUCAAUGGUCUGGCCGGCGACUACCAGUGGAUCGGCCUCAGCGACAAGAUGUUUGAAAAAGACUUCCGCUGGAUCGACGGCAAUCCCCUGCGAUUCGAGCACUGGCGCCCCAACCAGCCCGACAGUUUCUUCCGCUCCGGCGAGGACUGCGCCGUCCUCAUCUGGCACGACAGCGGCCGCUGGAACGACGUCCCGUGCAACUACCGCCUGGGCUUCACCUGCAAGAAGGCCGCAGUGUGGUGCGGGCCGCCGCCCGCCGUGAAGGAUGCCCGCGUGUUUGGUCCUCGGCGCUUCCGCUACGAGGUCAAGGCCAUGACGCGCUACCGCUGCAAGCCGGGCUUGGUCCAGAGGGGCGCCCCCGCCGUCCGCUGCCGCUCCGACGGCCGAUGGGAAGUCCCCAAAGUGGCCUGUGUCAGCCCGGCGACCUAUCACGCGCAAGUUCCCGCACAGACGACGGGCGACGCGCUCGUCGUUCACCUCCACCGCGCGGCGACCGAUCGUGACCGGCGGGCGGCAGAGGGACGACGGACAGCGCGGCGCUUGCGGAACUCGCUGUCGGCGCCGGGAUGGUGACAUUUGACACGCCAAGUGGCGAAUUAAGACAAUCCUCUCUUGCUAUAUUGUUUCGUUUAUUAAUGCCUUCCAAUUUUACUGUGCAUUAAAGCGCCUCUCCCUCCAA
This is a messenger RNA of Syngnathus acus (greater pipefish), 3290 nucleotides long. Its product is annotated as aggrecan core protein-like. The transcript is spliced from 13 exons. The record is from RefSeq and is a predicted model, not a curated record. Lineage: Eukaryota; Metazoa; Chordata; Actinopteri; Syngnathiformes; Syngnathidae. Bases 329 to 3184 code for a protein of 951 amino acids. Gene Ontology annotation, molecular function: hyaluronic acid binding. Gene Ontology annotation, biological process: cell adhesion.